CUCGUCUGCAAGAAAAGGAUCCAUGUUAAUGGUUACGGGAGAAUUAGAGAUAAGCGAAAACCAAUUAUACUGCGAAGUACACCACUUCGAAUUCAUCGCACAGUCAGGCAGAGUAGAAGGGAUAAAACGAGAUGCUCCAAUAUGGAUCGAAGACGAAGAAACCAAAGCUGAUCUCAGCUCGCCGUCUCGUAGGUUCGCUCUUAACAAAAAAUCAAAAUCUAUUGAAACGUCAACUGAUACCUGUGAGGAACCGACAAAUACCUACGAAGGACCGUUAUCGCCGUCGUCCUCGACAGCCACUACCACCUCGGACCCCCCAGUUUCGUCACCAAAUAAAAAAAAAAAACUCUAA
This is a messenger RNA of Paraglomus occultum, 352 nucleotides long. The record is from the annotation of a GenBank genome assembly. Lineage: Eukaryota; Fungi; Glomeromycota; Glomeromycetes; Paraglomerales; Paraglomeraceae.